AUGGUACGAGCGUCUCAAGGAUCGUGCGGUCACGAGGGACAUUUGAAGAUUCGGAUGCCUGGAGAGAAAGAGAUCAACGGACAGGGAACGAUGAUAGAGGUAGGAGGAAAGUUCAGGCCUUUGUCUGAAAUCACUGGCGUGUGCCCUCGCUGUAAAGAACAGAUCGAUUGGAAACGCCGUUAUGGCAAGUACAAGCCCCUUGUCGAACCUGCCAAAUGCCAGAGAUGCUCUAAACGUGCCGUUCGUCAAGCUUACCAUAACCUGUGUUCUGGUUGUGCCAAAGAGCACCGGGUUUGCGCUAAGUGUUGUUGCGCUGUGGAUCGUAUAGUUGGAAGGUCAUCUUAACAUUUUGAUGGAUAAUUCUGUUUCUGUUUUAUUUGUUUUGUCCUUUGUGAAAUGUGACCAU
Molecule: messenger RNA, 406 nt
Organism: Prosopis cineraria
Lineage: Eukaryota; Viridiplantae; Streptophyta; Magnoliopsida; Fabales; Fabaceae
Exons: 4
Coding region: 1-345 (114 amino acids)
Source: RefSeq, a predicted model, not a curated record